Molecule: messenger RNA, 1043 nt
Organism: Pelagomonas calceolata
Lineage: Eukaryota; Pelagophyceae; Pelagomonadales; Pelagomonadaceae
Source: the annotation of a GenBank genome assembly
GCAAAAACGAGACGCCGACGCACCUGUGCGAAUCGUGGGCUUGCUCGGCGUCGAGGUCGAGCGUGGCUGUCUGAACCUGCUACCGCACGAUAAGCGCUGCUAUCGCAGCCGCCGCAUCGAUCAAAAGAAAGCAGCAUUGAGUCAAACAUGUCAGACAAAGGCGAUGAAGUACUCGACGCCGCCGAGGCCGGCCAGGGCUGCGCGCCAGCCGAUGCCAAGUGCGUGAUGGUCGAGGGCAAGUGCAUUCCUUUAGACAAGAUAAAAGCGGAGGAGGCGGAGGAGCCCGAGGCGUCGCUCGCGCGCCAGGUCUUCGCGGAGGCCCUGGGGACGAUGUUCCUCGUGGCCGUCAUCGUUGGGAGCGGCUACCACGGCGACAUUUUGAGCCCGGAUGAUGGUGUGGCUUUACUCGGAAACACGCUGGCGACGUGGGGUAUCCUGUACGUGCUGAUUAGUGUGCUGGGCGGCAUUAGCGGGGCCCACUUCAACCCCGUCGUUUCCUGUUGUUUUUGGCUGAAGCGCGAGCUGAGCUCGCUCAAGUUCGCGUUAUUCGUGCCGUUCCAGAUCGGCGGCGCCAUCCUCGGCUCCCACGUCGCCCACGCCAUGUUCCAGAAGAAGAUCUACUAUUUCGAUGGGAAAGACCGCGACAGCUGGGGCGAGUUCUUCUCCGAGGCCCUGACGACGCUAGGCUUACUCCUCACGAUCUUUGGCGGCAUCAAGGCGAAGGGAGACGUGCCCAUGCUCGUGGGCCUCUUCAUCACGGCGGGCUACUGGUUUUCGUCCUCGACGUCCUUCGCGAACCCCGCGGUCACGAUCGGCCGAUCCUUCACGGACACGUUCGCGUCGAUCACGCCCAAGUCCUGGCCGGCCUUCAUGGGCGGCCAGGCUGUCGGCUUGGUCGUGGGGCUGCCGAUGUGCGAGUGGCUCGUCUGGGGCAAGCCGGUGAAGGACGCUUUGUUAGUGUUGGUGCGGUCGCAGCCGACGAAGGGCGACUAGUAACAUAUCCCGUCGACGGGAUAGUUAGUGUAUAUAUCAAUUCAUUCACA